GUUUCAGCCUACUGGACCGAGUGGGAGAGCCCAGGUUGAACAGGCGGGGAUAUUUUUCCGAAUCGCAACCAACUUAUUUUAAGAUCGAGUCGAGCAGUGUGCCGCGGGUGAAAAGUGAUAUUUUCUUUUCUUUUUUCUUCAUUUUCUUUUUCUUGUGGAAAAACUAGAAGAUCGUUUUCCGCCAUGUCCGGAAACAGCAGGACCAUCCUCAGUAGACCCCGCACCCGCAUCUACGACUCCAAUUAUAACAUUGGCGAAAGCUAUUACAAAUCAGCUUUAGAUCGCUUGGACAGGAAAUAUUCUGGUCGUCCGCUAUCACCACCUAGAGGACCCUCUUCAGCUGUACUGGAUAUCGCCGAUCGCCAUGCCAGGGCUUUUGCUGAAGAUGACAUUGAAGAGUCGAGACGUAGAGCGAGCAACAGAAUAAGAGAAAAUAACGUUUUUGAUUCCAGAGGAGCGAGGUUCUCUAGGGCAAGUGAUUCGUUUGAAGAAAAUGGAAUAACUGAUGAGACUGCAUCAACCCUCCAAAGAAUCAGAGCUUCAAAAAAAGUGUCAUACGUCGAUGAUCUCGAUCUCGAAUCCACAUCAAAUAAUCUGAAGACGCAAAGGUUAUUAGACAGAUCAGAAAAGAUUUUGGAUAGUAUUGGUAUUAACGAAAGCUCUGCCAGCAAAAGAGCUUUGGAAAAUGAGUUUUCUUAUCAAAAAAGAACUUUGAAGGCCACAUAUGACGCAGAAGGGGAUAAUUUAACCAAAUGGCAACCGAUGCCCGCUCCUCAAGAAAACGGUGAAGUGGUAGCCAGUGCCGCUGCUUUGAGAGCACGUAAGUCGCGUGCUAGGAUAGAUGAUAUUGAUGAUGAAAUGGCUGCUAUGCAGGAAAAACAAGCUGCAAGAGAACGCAGAGUGGCCAGACUAAAGCAGUUGGUAGCAGAAUGCGAUUCUGAGACAGUCAGCGAUAGCGGCGUCGCCAUUAACACUUUGGCAAUCACAGAAAAAAAAGUUAGAUUUUAAAUAAGACUUGUAUACUUUUUUCAUUUUUAAAUUGGUAGUUUUAAAUUGACUUUUAGAUCAUUUUUUUAUUAUUUUAAGAGCAUUUUUUUUAAUAUGUUUUUUUUUUAAAUAUGACUGCCAAUUACCGUAUUUGGUUUUUGAAGCUUUGCUCAAAUUUUUUAUGUUGAGUUGUUUUUGACAAACUUUAUAAAUAUGCAUUUUAAGAUGAGUUUUUUUAAAAAGUUUUAUAAAAAUUGUAUGCUUUUUAUUUAAUUUUUGCGAGUUUUUUCUGUGUAAAUUUUUAAAAGACCUAUGAUAAUCCAGGUUUUCCUUGUAAUACCUUUAGAAAUAUAUUAUACCGAUACUACA
Molecule: messenger RNA, 1356 nt
Organism: Anthonomus grandis grandis
Lineage: Eukaryota; Metazoa; Arthropoda; Insecta; Coleoptera; Curculionidae
Exons: 6
Coding region: 184-1008 (274 amino acids)
Source: RefSeq, a predicted model, not a curated record